AUGGAAAAUACAGCUCCAGCAGAUAUAGAUAUGUUCUUUACCAAUCUAAAAAAUAUCUGGCUUAAGCGUCAACCUUCUACUUUUACAUAUAAUGGAAAUAGAAAUUUAUCCAUUAUUACAACUAAUUCAUCUCCUAUUCCAUAUCAACUGCAACCUCAAGAAAAUAAAAAUAGGGCAAUGGAACAUUUAGAAAGUAUUGCUAUGAGAUUGGGAUAUUCUGAUAAUGCAUCUCAAAAUUCUGAUGCUUUAGAAAAUUUUAUCGAAGAUGAGUUAUACGCAAGAUUAGGACAUGCAAAUUAUUAUGUUAAGAAAGAACCUUUUGGACAAAAUAAUAAUACCAAAAGUGCUAAAAAAGUAUACACUACAAAGAAACCAACAAAAGUUAUUAAAGUUAUAUACAAAUGCUCAAAUUGCAGAAAAAUUGGGCAUAGAAAAAAUAAGUGUCCUAGUCCCAUUAGAAAAUGCAAAAAGGUUAAUUAUAUCAUUCAAUCUGAGCCAGAAAAUUCUGAUCAAGAAAAUGAAUUUAUUGUAGUAUUAGAGGAUUCUGAUGAGGAAGGAUCUGAAGCUGAGGAAAGCAUCUCUGAUAAUGAAUCACAAUCAUGUUUCAAUGAAGUAUUUCUUGAAUCUCUUAAAUAUAUGAUAUCCGAAUUAAUACCCCAUUGUCCUAAGAAGAUUCUCAUUGAAGUUCGUGUAUUUCUUAAUAAUCUGUUUAUAAAGAUGAAGGAUCAAUUUGAUUCAUAUUAUGGUGAAAAGUAUACAGUCAAAGAACGAAAUAAGGACCAGAUUCCAAACUCUUCGAGUCCUAAAGAAACGAAUCGCGAUUAUGAGCUUAUAUCUCAACCAGAAAAACUUGACAAUUUCAUUACAUUAAAUCAUGCCAUUAAAAUAUACCAAGGAGCACAAAUAAGACAAAAUUGGCCUAACCCUUUUGAGAUUGAUUUUCUCGAUAUAAAAGAACCUAAUGAUGUGGCAACAAUUUCUUGUAGAAUAGGUGACUUGAUAAUACCUCACGCAAUUCUAGAUACUGGUGCAGAUAAUUCAUUGUUUACAGAUAACAUUCCUGAAUAUUUAGGGAUAAAAAUAAAUAAGAAAAAUGUUUACAAACUUACAGGUGCAGUUGGAGAUUCUCAAUCCGUUGGUACUUCAUAUAACAUUCCUAUAUCUAUAGAUAGUGAAAAAGAUUCUAUAACAGUUUCUGAAAAAGAAAUAUCCGUAAUUCCCACAAAAAAGAAUCGAAAUGGAAAAGAUAUAUCUAUAAUGAUACUUGGUACAAAAUGGCAACAUCAUAUCAGAUGGGAUCCUAUAGUAAAAGGAGAAUUUAUAGCAACACAAAAUGGAAAGACUAUUACAAUUCCUCUUUCUACUCGCAAAGAAUCACGCAAUGCAUUUAAUACAGAAAAAAUACAGGCAUCAGAGGUAUGA
Ambispora gerdemannii is the source of this 1422-nucleotide messenger RNA. The record is from the annotation of a GenBank genome assembly. NCBI's taxonomy places the organism in Eukaryota, Fungi, Glomeromycota, Glomeromycetes, Archaeosporales, Ambisporaceae.